UGCACGCCGGACCACAACUUUACUAGCUACCGUUCGAGAAACCAUUUGGCCUAUCAACGGUCGUCAUCUGGCUCGUCGCACAGUACACAACUGUACAACAUGUAGACGAGUGCAAGGAAAGACCCUGCAACCCAAAAUGGGGAAUCUUCCUGCACAGCGUAUUACCGUCAACUUUCCCUUCGUCUCAGUUGGCCUGGAUUUCGCUGGCCCGUUCUUUAUCGUUAACCGAAGAGGACGAGGAGCGAGACUGACAAAAUGUUACUUGUGCUUAUUCAUUUGCAUGCGCUACAAGUGCAUACAUUUAGAAGCAGUAGGUGGCCUAUCCAGGGAUAACUUUUUAAUGACUUUAAAACGAUUUAUCGCACGACGAGGCAAGCCAGCGGAAAUAUUCUCAGAUAACGGUCGUAAUUUUGUAGCAGCGGCUAAGGAGCUAGGAUCAUUUUUAAAAAUACAUAACCACUUGUUUUCUGACUUCGCUGCACAAGAAGGUAUAAAAUUUAAUUUCAUUCCUGCUUACUCCCCUCAUUUCGGCGGCAUUUGGGAAUCAGGCAUCAAAUCCGCAAAACACCACGUAAAACGCGUUAUAGGCAAUCUUCACCUGACUUUUGAAGAAUUGCAGACUUUAUUUGCGCAAGUAGAGGCAAUAUUAAACAGCCGGCCCUUAUGUCCCAUGACUUCAAAUCCCAAUGACUUCCUUCCCCUCUCUCCUGGACACUUUCUCAUAGGGAGAGCGCUAACUUCGUUCCCGUCUCCACAAAUAGAAGAGGUGGAUCCCAAUAAGCUGAAGCGGUUUCAGAGAUUGGAACAAAUUAGACAGCAUUUUUGGCGUCGUUGGCAAAAUGAAUAUAUUAAUGAAUUACAGAGAAGACAGAAAUGGUUAAAGGAUACUCCACAACUCAAGGUGGAUGACUUAGUCCUGAUCAAGGAAGAAAACUUGCCACCGCUGUGUUGGAGACUAGGAAGAGUCACGAAAUUGUUUCCGGGACCCGAUGGAGUGAUACGAGUGGCAGAUGUAAGGACUUCAACCAACUGCCUUCGACGAGCUUUGGUACGCUUGUGUCCCCUUCCUGGUCCAGAAGAAGAGGUCUCUAUUGAAAGAGAAGCCUUUCAAAGGGGGGAGCAUGGCGCGGCCUGAAGCGCCAAUAUAUUUAUUUAUAGCAACGCGCAUCUCAACGAGCCACUGUUCAUCGUGAUGUUUUAGGCGUCAAGAAUUGACGUAUAAUUUUUUUGAAGAUACCCGCUAUACAAAUUAUUAGUUUUAUAUUCAUUCACCGUCUCAUUACGCUGUUCACAUCAGCUCCAUGUAAUUUUCAAGUUUUUUCAAGUAUACACACGUUAAAUCAAGUUCCCGGGUUUUAUUUACCUCAAGAAUAGGACCCUCUUAUGUUUCACAAGC
Messenger RNA from Spodoptera frugiperda (fall armyworm), 1396 nucleotides. RefSeq lists its product as uncharacterized. Gene Ontology annotation, biological process: DNA integration. The transcript has a single exon. Gene Ontology annotation, molecular function: nucleic acid binding. Lineage: Eukaryota; Metazoa; Arthropoda; Insecta; Lepidoptera; Noctuidae. The coding region runs from base 137 to 1135 and encodes 332 amino acids. The record is from RefSeq and is a predicted model, not a curated record.